CGUCACCAUGUCAGCAUUAUUAUUUGAUUUCUUUUCUCAGUGCGGCCGCAGCCUGCACCGAAGGUGACUUCUGCUUCUCUUCUCAUCAAUCUCAUAAUAAACAAACAUUCGGACUUCGGGAGCCGUACGCAAAAGUCCAGGAUGAGCCUUGUCUCUGGCUCUCAGACAGCCACGAGGCGACAGCGGCGACGGAACGAAGGUCCAAUACGAGUUGCUUGGGCGGCCAAGUCGGACAUCUGAUCGCCGGGGUUCCUGACCAUGAUUCCUUCGUCAUGUCUGGCUGGCCUGAAGUCUUGGUAUUCCGCGAUUUGCCUGGUCAUGUUCCGGCUUGCUGCUAAAGCUGAACUGGUCAACGUAUGAUCGCCUUCCAGACUGGUAACUUUUUUGCCAAAGGAAGGAGUACCGGGGGUGCAAUUUGGAUACCUUGCCAUGACUCGAUCCAGGCGCAGGUAGGGUCAUGCCCAGUGAAGCCCAGCUACACUCCACCGCCGCCAGCUGUACGAUUCCAUUUCAGGCAUCGGAACGCCUUCGAGCGACCAUCAGCGUAGCCCAGCCACUUGGAAAUUUCAAUCUCUUUGUGGCCCUACGGCAGCCACACUACCCUGAUACGGGCAUCCAGCCUAACCGGAGCCUAAAGCUGGAGUCGCAAUGAUUGAUAAUACUUGUAUAAAGCAAUGCCUCUCUAUCCCACCCACGUGUGACUCCAUCUACAAAUCAACUACUAACGGCCGUACGCUGCCACUUUUGAUAUACACUUCUGCUCACUGAUCCUGUCUGGUAUCUGAUUGCCAUCGACCUCGACAGCAUUAAAGCAUCUACAGUACGUCCUUGAGUGUGGAAAGCCACGAGCUGGGCAAACAUCAACGCGCCGGUCAACGGACCAACCUCAGAAACACCAUCGGAGAAGUAGAGGAAGGACUUCGCCUUAAAACAAAGUCAAGAUGUCUCGGUCUCCCUACUUCCCCUUCUACAUCGCUCUCCCGAUCCUCAUAGUCGACGGGCUCAUUGAAGUGGGCAUGAUCGGAGAGACAGUGGGCUUCCUGCACGACCGAGCAGGCGACUUCUUCACGGUCAACGCCUCAUCCGGACCCUUCGACAUCCACGGCAAGCCCAAGAACCUGCUCGUUGACCAGGGCCACACGAGCAACGGCGCAGCAGGCACGGCCGUCAUCUUGGUCGGCCUAUUGGGCUUCCUGACCAUCUGGCUCGAGAAACGGCGAGCACGCAAAACCAACGCAACAGGCCACUCCGCACUUUUCAUCUUCUGGGUCGUCAUGACGUGGCUCUCCGCGGCGCUCACCCUGUCCGCGCUGAUCUACGUCAACGUCGUGGUCGCCCAGACCGACAACCAGUCCAUCGAUCUGUCCGUCGCCGAAGCUAACCCCGAGCCGCACAUGUACCCGCUCGACAAGUGGACGCCGGACAAUUGGUUCAAGGCGCUGCUGGCGCUGCCGCUAGCCCACGACAGCGACCGCGGCACGCUGAAGUACCAUCUCCGUCUGAUCAGCGGCUGGCGGUGGAAUCUGAUCCCCUUGUUCAUCAUCGGCGCCGCCGUCGCCCUGCUCGCUCUGUGGGAACUCAUCCGCGCACGACGGUGGACGACCGGCGAGUCCAGGGAGAAGUUGAGGCACUCGGGCCAGAGUGGGGAGCCGUACGGAAGAGCGUGAGCGAGAGCGAGAACGAGAGCCGCGUCGAUUCGAAAUUCUCCCGUCCACGGGCUAUUCGUUACGAGACCGGGACGAGCUACACGGAGAGGCGGUUGAGGACGGCCUGCUGCAUGCAAUUUCACCACCUGGAAGCUCAUCCUCAAUACUGCAUUACAAAAAUCUUGUCAAAGCAUGGCGUGCGUUGUUAUUGGAACCUUGGCAUGGAAAUAGAAAUGGGAAUGGGAAUGGGGAAUGGAACGAAGCGGUCAAGACAUUGAUAUUCAGUCGAACCAUUGCGUUCCGCUGCGAGUUCAACUGACGAAUCUCCUUUUAGUCUGGGUGUCAGCAGUCCCUAGUGGUACUGAUAUGGGUGUUGCGUUUGGUGUUGAUAUUGAUAUUGAUAUUGAUAUUGCUAAUUUGUUAAUGACCCUUGAACGCCGGAACGGUGUGUAUUUUAUCUUUCUUGCAUAUAUACCUAGGUACUCUGUACUUAUACCCGACUACAGCCAUCGUGCGUUUUAUUGUCAAUCAAUCAAUGAGAAAAC
Messenger RNA from Exophiala xenobiotica, 2191 nucleotides. RefSeq lists its product as uncharacterized. The transcript is spliced from 2 exons. NCBI's taxonomy places the organism in Eukaryota, Fungi, Ascomycota, Eurotiomycetes, Chaetothyriales, Herpotrichiellaceae. The record is from RefSeq and is a predicted model, not a curated record. The coding region runs from base 942 to 1667 and encodes 241 amino acids.